Messenger RNA from Lepisosteus oculatus (spotted gar), 8093 nucleotides. It is a transcript of the gene cuedc1b, whose product is annotated as CUE domain containing 1b. The record is from RefSeq and is a predicted model, not a curated record. NCBI's taxonomy places the organism in Eukaryota, Metazoa, Chordata, Actinopteri, Semionotiformes, Lepisosteidae. Gene Ontology annotation, molecular function: ubiquitin binding.
GGAAGGCAAGGCUUUUGGGUAGUGGGGGGGAGGUGGCAGAGACAGUGGCGAUCCAGCCUUCCCAGAUGCAGCUGUCCUGCAUGGUCAUAACAGCGCAGAUCCUCAGCUGAGCCACAUGGGCUCCCUCUGUUUUUAUUUUUCGCUUCUGUUUUUCCCAGCUUGCUUUGUCUUGCUUUCCUGGAAACUCCUUCAGUGCUUGAAUCGAAUGCCGCCAGUGGGGCUUCUGGCAGGUCGCCCCCUCUUCUGCUUAUGCAUUUUAUUUAAUUUGCAACGCAGCCUUAGCUCCAUUCCCUCCCCGAGUUCCCUUUCCCCUCUGUGCUGGCCUUGACGUCCGUGGCCGUCCGGUUUCUGCUGUGGAUCAUCGCCGGGCCGGAGAAGCUCUGCAGGAGCUGGGGUGUCGGACUGAGAUGGUGGGCGAGCCAGAGACGCUUCCUCGGGCCUGAAGAUCUUUUCCCCUCCAAAAGCACCAGGGACGUAUCCCAGAAAGCGCAGCGCUCUCCUACUUAGCGCGUGGCUGGGGAGGGGAACCGAACGGAUCGAGUCAACGUCAUGGAACUAGGCCGGUCACCUGCUGUGCGAUAUUCCCUCGGCGGGUAGAAGGAGCCUUUUUUAAGAAGGGACAAAAAUUAGAGGUAGAAUCCGAGGGUAAAAAAAGAGGCGCUUGUGGUUUUCCCUCGCCAGCGCGAGAGGGGAGGGAGAGAGAGCGAGCGCUCGCAGGUGUUCCCAGCGGGUGAGCAGGCCCGUGCGGCGAGGAUGACGGGGUGACGGGGCCGGAGCCGGGGGGGGGGGAGACGAAGCGAGACGAGACACCAGAGGGGGAGCGAGAGAGGGCCGGGAGGACUCGGCGCCACGUUUUCGCAGGCGGCGCGCAGGAGGAGGCGGAGCAGGCGAGGGGAUCUGUGGCUGACGCUGUUCAGGAUGACCAGCCUGUUCCGGCGCAGCAGUAGCAGCAGCGGCGGCGGCGGCAGCGGCGGCGGGAAUGGCGGGGGCUCCAGGGGCGGCGGCGCGGCGCCCGCCGGCGAGCUCAACAACAGCCGGCCCGCCCGGCAGGUCAGGCGCCUGGAGUUCAACCAGGCCAUGGAGGACUUCAAGACCAUGUUCCCCAGCAUGGACUACGAGGUCAUCGAGUGCGUCCUGCGGGCCAACAACGGCGCGGUGGAUGCCACCAUCGACCAGCUGCUGCAGAUGAGCAUCGACGGGCCUGGCUCGACGGACAGCUCCGACUCCGAGGACAGCAUCCCCCCUGAGAUUCUGGAGCGCACUCUAGAGCCAGACAGCUCUGAUGAGGAGCCCCCCCCAGUUUACUCCCCACCCACCUACGACAUGCACAUCUAUGACAGGAAGUACCCUGAGGCCCCACCCACCCCACCUCCCAGGUUUGACGCCCUGCCCCCUGCAGCCACGCGGCCCCAGCGCAGCUACAGGAACUGGAAUCCUCCGCUGCUCGGCAACCUGCCAGACGACUUUCUGCGCAUCCUUCCCCAGCAGAUGGACAGUGUGCAGAAGUCUCAGGGGGGCCUCCCCCCGCCGGCCUCGUCAUCUUCGUCGUCGUCGUCGUCGUCGGUAACGCAGCAGUUGGCGCCGGUGACCGUGGCUACAGAGCAGGAGAGGAAGCUGAAGCAGUACCUGGAGGACGAGCGCAUCGCCCUCUUCCUGCAGAACGAGGAGUUCAUGAGGGAGCUGCAGCGCAACCGCGAGUUCCUCAUUGCGCUGGAGAGAGAUCGGCUGAAGUAUGAAUCAAAGAAAUCCCGAUCCAAUCAUUCAUCAGCUAGCAUGGAGAAUUCCACAGCAGGUGAUCUUUGUGCCUCGGGAUCCGGGGAGGCCUGUACUGCCGUCUCGGAUGAUGCCUUGUUCCGAGAUAAGCUCAAGCACAUGGGAAAAUCUACCAGGAAGAAGCUUUUUGAAAUCGCGAGGGCUUUCUCCGAGAAGACCAAAAGGAGGAAGACAAAGAGAAGAACUCUGAAACACCAGUCGCUGGGCACGGCAGCCUCCACUGCAAACCUUUUAGACGACGUUGAAGGAAACUCCUGUGAAGAAGAGGGCCAGCAAAGACGUCAAGUCGCUCAGGAAGAGGAGCAGCUUCACAAGGAAGCAUUGUCAUGAUCUUUCCUGACCUGGCCACUUCAGGGUUUCCAUGGUGACAGCAAAAUGACCCAUGGGCGGUGACAUGGCAGCUCACUUGCCUCCUCCUCCUGUAUGCUGGCCAGCCAAUCGUGGGCAACCUCAUGGGAAUAUAUACCCUUCCUACCACACCUACAGUGGAAGGAACACCACAGCCCCCUGCACUGAGCUAGCAGAGCAUCUCUCUGGUUCUGGACUAAUACCUUCAUUUUCUUUUUUUAUGCUUUAAAUCCUCUUUGAUUUUGAAAUAUAAAUCAAGCAAACCCCUUUACCAUGUCAUAGAAUUGUUUUCAAUGUUAUUACCCUAUAUUUAAACACCAGAAAGGCUCUACAGGAAUCUGCCUGGAUGUUACUGGGAUAGCCUUAAUCCUUGGCUAUCUGGGGAGAUAACCAGAUGCCCAAGUUAAUGAGACAGUAAAUUCUCAUUGUUUGUAAUCAAAUGCAUGCAGCCAUGCACUCUGCAUCAGUGCUGAAACUCGCACAAGAGUUUGUGAAAUUCAGUGAGGUUCCACUAAUCUUUUGUCUGGCUUUUAACAUUGUGAAGAUGGACUGAUUCCGAUGGCAAAACUGGGGAGAUACUGACUUUGUUGGAGCCAGACACUGUCUACACACAGGUGAAAACUCUUCCCAACUCCUGAUGUGCCACUGUACUGCAGGUGCUGUUCUGAAUCUAAUUUUAAUAACAAAAUGACAUCUGGCAGGUCAGAGAGUGGAGCCUGCUUAGAAGUAUCUUGAGAUGCCAUACACCUGUUUGCAAUGUACAUUAAAAUUCCAGCAUAGCUGAAGCUCUCUCAUGUUUAGGGGAAAUUGUGUUUCCAUUGGUCCGUGUAAGUUUCAUUAAUCUACACUUUUGACAUAUUUCUGCAGGCUGGUCCCAGGUUCCCGUCCAGCACUCUAAAUAACACUCGUUGAACUCAACAUAUUCAGAUGAAAUAGCAUUGUCAUAUCCUCAAUAUUCCUGGACUGUUGUUAAGUGUAGCUUUCAUAUCAUUAAAACAACAUUAUCACCAGAGAGAGAUGUUCCAUUAGACAGAAGCAAGUAUUUUUAUUGUUGUUAGAAUUGUAAUUACUAGGUAUAUUUUUAGCUCAAAGCCAGUAAUACUAGUAACUGACAGCUGUGCAUUUUCUGUAGUCGAACAAAGAAUUUCUCAGCUGAAAAUGAGAAGACAGGAGAAAGCUUUCCAAUCUUUGAACCAUGCCUCUGUGAGGACUGCAGUGUGAAUAUGAAUAAGAUACAGUUUGAUGUAUCUGCAAAACCAGGGAGUGUCGCUUAAAAAAUGGCUUUUGAAUGCGACACUGUAUAGGAAGGAGCUGGAUUCAUGUGGCAGAAUGCUCUGUGGCACCCCUCUCCCCCACCAUCCUAAAGAAAGAGGAAUGAAGUGAAAAUAUAAAAAAAAAUAUUGCUGCCUUAUUUUCACUGCAGACUCUUUAAGGCACUGAAUGCACAGGAUGGUGAUUGUGUGUGUGCAGCGCAGUACCAAGCACACCAAACAGACUCUGAUGCAGCAGGUUCUCUUGUAGAGAGCCUGAAAUUCAUACCCCAUAAGUGGAUGUGCUGGGAGGUGACAGGACUGUUCCACUGUGUGUGGAGAGGCUAGGGCUCAGCACCAUGCUGGAAUGAGGCUUUCAUACUGGCCACCAGCAUAAUGAUAUAUCGUAGAGCUCUUAUGCAUUGCUGUUACAAGCUGGAAAGAAGCACACUACAGUGUGCAAUGCCUCUGUAGCUCUAGUCGGGUGGCAUGCAGUGGAGCUCUGCCUUCUUUCUGCACUGUGGUAUGCUAAACCCUGAGAAACAAAGUCGUGUGCCUCUGGCUCCCAGCAUGCAGAGGCAUUACUGUGCAGUACCGUGUGCCCAACCCCUCAAACCCAAAGCUACAGUCACUCCGGUCAUCAGGACUGGUUCUUUGCACUUUGCAAUUUGUGUGCCGAAAACAUUCAUAUCACUGGCACAGGAAAGGCGAUGAAAUGGGGCCAGUUGGAAGAGCAGGCAGUCAGGUUCUCUUAAGCAGGCACAACUACCUCCUAGCUGCCGGGUGCUUGCAAAGCCGUCCAGAAAGCUUUUUUUAUUCCAGCUUUUUUUGGGGACACACCUAACCAAAAGAGCAGAUAUUAAUGGGUCUGCCGUUUGUUGCUGGAUCUCCUUCUUCAGAAUAAUACCAGGGUCAGCCUAUCAUAGAUUUCUCUGUCCCUGGGAAGGUUACAUCGAUAGCUUCUCAUUUCUGGUUGCCGUUUUAGUUUUUGGCUUGAGAAAUUGGUGGAAACCUUUGCCAAUUUGAGAUGUGUUUGGUUGCCUUUUGUAGAGUACGCCGAGGUGCUGAAUGACUGCUUAUUUUUUACAUCUUCCAGAAUGAGUCAGUGAUUUCUGAUACCAGACCCCUCUCAUCACAGGAUGUCCUUAAUGGUGCUGACUCCUCACCUGAAGCUGGGUCUUUUCUGCUCUGUCUCAGGUGAUGGGGAAAAUGUCUUCCAUAUCAAAGACAUUCACCACAACUCAGCUACGAAAUCACAGGUGGCACAGGGCAGCACAUCACACGUCCUGUACAGUCUUCAAAAGAUUUGUCUGUUGUCUGUGUGAGGGCAUGUAUGUAUUUUGUCAGCUGGUAACAGCAAAAGUGGAGCUGAUCUUCAGCAUCUUCUGUUUAUUACUCUUAUUCUGUAGCCCAGAUUGUGAUCUUGAAGUCAGGGGCCUGUUUGUAUCUGCCCUGUCAAGUGAAUUGGAUCUAGAUUGACCUGUCACACUAUUCUGAUGGCUGAGAACUUUUUUAUUCAUGUAAAAACAGCUCUGUAAAUGGACACUAUUACUAUUAGCUGUCCCAAGUGUUAAUACUGAGACAACUGUAUCUAAUGUGUUGUGAUAAGCUUCCUUUAAUUGUUUAAACAAUUGUUAGUACUUUGUAUACUGAGUUUAAAGGUACACAGUUCUUAUAUUACUACUUCACCAUGGGAUGAGUGUGAACUUUAUUUUUUAACAGCCCACACCUUUUUCCCCUCCAACACACAGGCAGAAGAUAAAUUUUAAGUACGGUUCUUACUGUACCAACCAGUCCCAGUGUCCAUUGUGUACUGCAUUUCUGGAAAAAUGGCAUCGGACCAGUAGAGACUUUGUGCCGAUUUUAACAUGCAGAACAGACACUCUGGAAACAGGGGCUGCAAUGUUUCUUUGGACCUGGGAUAAAUUACUAAAGUAGUCUCUGCAGUUCCUGUGAUCAGACCCAAUAUUUUUAUUUUAAUUAAAUUGAAUUAAAUGAGCCGAACAACCGGUCUCUCAUUUGAACCGAUUCUGGUAUUACGCUGACAUCCGAGGAUAUGGCGUUCGGUACCAGUUCAGAUACUGCAUGCAUGUCUGCUCGUGAGUGAUUCUUUUUAACAGUCUCAAACAGCUCUACGGUGGUCAUUUUCGUCGAUGGGCUGAAACCCUAGCAAAUUCCAUUCAGUUAAAAAAAACAUUUGCAAGUGCAUCCUUUGAGUUUGGGAAUUCUGUGUGGAUUGUGCAAUACCAGCAACAAGUAUGAUUGCUUAAUGGUACUGCUUUGUGGAACAGCAGAGCCACAUCUUAAAUCUUAUGGGCUACUUCAGCUGUUCAGCCUGGGUUUGCAUGGAAAACACACAUGCAGUUUUUAUGUGAAUCCUGUAGUGGGCAGCAUUAACAAAGACUUGCCUGCAUGCACAGGGUUUUUAUGUGGAAGUUAGAUGUUUUUAUAUUACGAUAGGACUAAUUAGCCACCAUGCAACAUUGUAGGUAAAUGUAUCCUCUCAGGGAAUUUCUCUCUCCUUUGUUGGUAAAGGUUUUGUUCACCAUCGGGUACAAGCAGCACAAGGACAUAAAUAUAAGCCACCAACCUGGAAUGUCCACAUGGCAAAACUUAAGAAAAUACAUUUUGUACAGCACCUGCUCUGCUCAGGAUGGAGCUGUGUGAAUUUGUCAAGCUCGGUCUCCAUUUUUCAGCUAGCGUGUAGAGGCAUAAACUACUACAUCCAGUUUGAAUGGACUGAACACCACAAUGUAGGUUUCACCCAGCUACACUGUCCAGCAUUGUUGGUUUAAAUCAGUUACACCUAUCCAUGUCCGAUUGAAACUCAAGAGCUCAGUUCCAGCUAUAGAUUCGUUUGUACUGCAUAGCAUGGAUGUAUACAAGCCAACAGGACCACCACUAGCCUGUGUAGCACGCAGUAAUGCAUCAUCUAAAUCGGGCAUUCUCAGCCCCUGACUUGGAGCUGGGGAUCCCUAUAUCUGAUUUUUGUUCCAAAUGACUCAAUCACUGGUGCCAAUUCACCUUUCAUUGAGCUACUCGCUCAUUAAGCCCCAUUUACUUCUCUACUCCAUCCUUGGUUUUCAAAAUACUGUGCAUACUCUAGCGUUACUGUCCCAGCACGAAUUAGUCCACGAUAUUUGUGCCGUUUGCAGUGCUCCAGUUGGAUACUUUUCAGGUAGCACGCCAUGGUAUCAAUGCUGGGCUGUUCUGCCAUUUCAAAACCCUUUAAACUUCUUUUAGGCCCGAAAGCCAGUUUAAAAAUGGGUCACUGUGGCAGAUCCACCCUUUGAAGUUAGCGCAACACAGUAAAAACCCUAACGAAAGAAAUUAAUCCAGGGAACCAGCCCGAUUUUACGCUCACUUCCCUAUCUUAUAUAAACCUAACUUCGAAGUUACUGUUUUUUUUAACGUAAUAUAAUAGAAAUCCUAGGUGUACCCUAAACCAGUAGCAGUGGGAAAUUCCCUCAGUCGGUCGAUUCCGUUUGGCCGGGGACGCUAUUUAACCGUCUUCCUUCUUACCUGCGACCCGACACGGAAAGCGACCGAAGCUGCUACUGUUUAAACUUGUUUAUUCCCUCAUUGGAGUAUUUCAGACUCCUUAAGAAUCCUCCUAAAAAAACUCUAGCUCUCCCUGGGAUAUUUAAAACUCACAGCCCCUUUUCCAGGUGACAGUGAGGGUCAUGUAGACGAGGCUGGAUCGCCAGUCAAUCCUUAUAUAGGGAUCUGGCGUUCGCAGGUGCAGGCGGUUUGCCGAUUUCCUCGGGAGAAUGAAAGGUAUGCAUUUCUAUCAUUGGUGCUCCGUCGCCGUCUGGCGGCUUAGACCUGGUUGUUCAGCUCAAAUUCGACCCCUAUGCUACAGCCCCAGAAAACGGAACAAAAAAAAAAAAACAGAUACAGGCAUCCACCAGGAACAGGGUUGGGAGUCACUGUUCUAAACAGAGGUUGUCUUUACUGACCACUUUUAUGCCGUAUAGUAUAGUCCGUGAAAACAAGACUGGUUUGAUUGGGGGGUCAUCAUUUCUUACAACUGAACAGAAUAACUAAUGAAUCCAGGUGUUUGUGCUGGAGUUCAGGCUGGAGGUGAUCCUGGGACAUGGCCUGUGAAAUCCCUUGGUUGACGAUGACCACUUCAGUUAAACCUCAGACACGGGUCAGGUACACUCAUUAAGUGGAUAGAUCCCCUGGCACAGCAAGCAGUGCGUUUCAACUCCAAAAACCUCCUAUUUAUCUUUGCGCUUCAUGUGACUGGAGCUCUCUCUGCUGGUGGGGUUGAUUUCUGAAUGUACUGAUAAUAGAUUAAGCCAGUUUAGCAUCUUGCCACAGACAGAACGCUUGUUUACAGUCGAAAUGGCAACCAGAAGGGUGUUCUCAGCGAGUUUGUUUUUAAGCAUUUACUCAAGAACUGACGAGACUGCAACCAUGAAAAAAGUGGGAGACUAUAGAUUGUUUUUUUUACAAAACUGGAAUUAGAAAUUAUAAUUAGAAAAAAAAAUCGUUUUGAAGAAGAUGCAGAGAUUUAAUGCCUAAACUUAUUUCCUGGAUGAAAUAAAUGAGACAGAAUUAAAACAUUUUAAUUUCCUAUAACGUCUCCAAAAAAAAAUGUGUGUGAAGGUUCUGUGUGUGAUUGUUGUACUUUCAUGAUUAUUUUCAGAUCUGAUCUUUCUUACACUUAAAAGAUGUUUAUUAGCUAUUGAUAUAAUAAAGUUGUGUUGUACCCUC